UACAUACAUCUUCAUUCGUUUACUCCCUCCAAAGAAACCAAAUUUUCAUUUUCCGAACACUUUCGAUUUUGUACCCUCAGCAUACACACUUAUUCGUUAAAUGGCUUCUUCUAACACUUCUUGGACACGUCAGGAGAACAAACUAUUUGAAAGGGCUUUGGCGAUAUAUGACCAGGACACACCCGACCGUUGGCAUAACGUUGCUAGAGCAGUUGGUGGGAAAUCAGCUGAAGAAGUAAGGCGACAUUACGAGCUACUGAUUAGGGAUGUCAAAGAUAUUGAUUCAGGGCGUUAUCCGCUUCCUACCUACCGUUCAAAUGGAAACUGAAAUUACUUAAGCUACUCAAAAAGGUUCCUCUGAAACCAACAUGGCUCCAAAACCAGAAACAAAAUAGAGCAUCUUUGUUUUUUGAACCACCAAAAUAGAGCAUCUAAAUAAAGAUAUAUCAAUGUAUUUACUUACUUUGUGUAAUAUAUACGAAUAUGUAAGAAUUUUAUACUUUCAUGCUA
Molecule: messenger RNA, 510 nt
Organism: Raphanus sativus (radish)
Lineage: Eukaryota; Viridiplantae; Streptophyta; Magnoliopsida; Brassicales; Brassicaceae
Product: protein RADIALIS-like 3
Exons: 2
Coding region: 101-328 (75 amino acids)
Molecular function (GO): DNA-binding transcription factor activity
Source: RefSeq, a predicted model, not a curated record